AUUUUUUUUAUUGACUUAUUUAACCCAUACUUUAAUAAAUGGAUUGUGUUUAGAUUUACAUGACUAAUACAAAGAGAAUAUUCAUGACCUAUUUAAAAUUAAUUUAGAAUCUUAAUAUGCUAAAUAGACCAUAAAUGUAUUAAAUAUGUUAUAAAUAUGUCCAACAGACUAUUAACAUAUUAAUGAGUUAGCAUAUUUGAUUCCAUUUGAAAUGUAUCAAUUUAUAUAUGAGUUAUACGAGUCGUUCGUGUUGUAUCAACCCAUCUAUAAAUAGAUCAUAUUUAGAUUUUAUUUUUUGGCACAAUUAUUUAUAUUUAGGUUGGGUUAAUAUUUAUAAUACAUGAAUCUCGAUAUGAUAAAAACAUAACAUAUGUACAUAAAUUGUCAUCCUUAAUUAAAAAUAUUAAUUACGGAGACUUAUUAGGAAAUACUAAUAAUCAACACCAAAUUUAUUAGGACCUUUUUAAAAGAAAAUGUAGUAAACAUGUAUUUUUAAAAUAAAUGUCGUUUUGUUUUGAGCUCUAGAUGCAGGUCUAAUUUGCCUAAUUCAAACCGACCCUAAUAUUACUAAUAUCUACUAUUAUGAGGUAUCCACUGGUAAAAUUAAUAUCAAAUUUUAUAUAUUUUAUUUUAAUAAUAUUAUAAAAUAUAUGAAGUAUUCAUAAUACAUAUUACUAGCUAGUAGCUAGUGUAUAAUAAUAUCAAUACUUACUAUAUAAUAGUGAAUGUGUUGGUUAGUUUUAUUAGUAUCCACAUGGAACCUUGUAUUGCAUACAAGGUAUGGCCUUGUUAAUUAUAUAAGUACAUAUAAUAUAGUAGUGUCAGAUUGUCAGUUGUGUCUAUCAACUUUCAUUCUUGUAGAUCUAGAUUGAAUAGUCUUCUUAUAUAGAUAGAUACCACUAGAUACCCAAAAAAAAAAAUUAUAUGAUUAAUAAUAAUGUCAUAAAAUAAAUACAACAACUAUCAAUAAAAACACCACAUAGAUGAUGGUGCUUCUUGUUUUUAUUCCCAACUUGUGCUCCAUAUUUUUCUUCUAUUCACAAUCAUUGUGUUUGAAUAAUAAUUUCUUUUUCUUCUUCUUUCACACUAUUUUGGAAUGAAAAAUAUCAAUUAAUGAAUUAAUUAAAAAAAAAUUGGCCAAAAGUGGGGUGCUUCCCAAAAUGCCAAUUGGCUUGAAAAAAGAUUGACACUUUCACACCAUUUCUUUAAGUUCUAAUCUAAGUCAACUUUAAAAACCCAAUAUGCUUGUUUUUGUAACUAGCUAAGGUUACAAUAAGAUUUUUUAAUUUUUAUUUAUAAAGUUUGAUUCUUUAUUGGAUUGAAUUGAAUUGGUCUCCCACCACCUAUCCACUCAUUAAAUUUUAAAGGAUGAAAAUGAUACAUUUUUCUUUCUCUUCUUUCUUGGUCGGUUUCUUGAAACUUUCACAAAUAAAAUCUAACACUUAGAAAAGAAAAAGAAAAAAAGAGUAAAUGAAAGAAGCUUUUAUUAUAAUUACUUGGAAAACUCUUUAUUACUUUUAUUUGCUUUGUAAAGUAAGAUUGGAUUGUAGAAAAUAUUAUUUAAAUUCAUUGGAUACCACAAAAUAGAUAGAUAAGCUUAUAUGAUCUAGAAACUAUAUUUAAUUCAUUAGAUAGAUAAUAAGAUAAGUCUUACUUCAUUUUAAACUUGAAGUGUUUGGAUAUGUAGACAAGGAUAUUGGGUUGUUGAGAUUUCCUAACACAACUAAGUACAUCAAUUUAUAUAGUUCCAACACGUAUGAGACAAAUGUUGUUCACUUAAAAUUUCACUCAAAACUAGGAUUUUAUUACUCAAAGUAUAGGCUCUAAUAAUGGGUGUAAAAUUGGGUGAUUACUAAUUUUUCAUAUUUGUAAUAAAUUAAAAUAUGUAAGAAUGGAUAUUAAAUUGUGUUAAUAAUUGUACCAUGCUAUAAUUUUAAUAGUCUCUAAUCACACAUAAUAGAUUUAAUAAUGCCAUCACUAAGCCACAUGACAUUAUACUAUGAUUAAGCACUAAUCACAUACAAUUAUAAUAAUAAUCUCUAAAAAAUAAUAUAAUUAAUAAAAGUAAAAAGCAAUUAAGGUGGUCAAAAUUGUGGGAUUAGGAAAUGAAGAGGAAAUUAAUUGACAACCAAUACUAUUUUUUUUUUGACAACCAAUACUAUUGAAGCCAUGUGAUUGGGUCUAAUUCACCAAUCCACUAAUUCAUAUAAUAAGAGCAUUGUUAUAGUAUCACUGUGUCGCUCAACGAUUGAUUAGUAAAUUUUUUAAAAUUUAUUAUCUUAAUUUAAAUGAGAUUUGACACUUAAUUACAUCAAUAAUAACCUAAAAAAUAUUAUUGGACUUAGGUUAGGCCUUGAAAUUUAGUGGCUAUAAAAAAAUAUUCUUGAGCCCUUAUUUUAAAAAAAUGUAUUUUUUUUAAAAUCAAUAAAAAAUAUGUAAUUUUAAGAGGGGAAGAUUUUUUUGGCCCAUAACUUAGGUGGGCCCUAGACACAAGCCUAGUCCGCCUAUGCCUAAGGUUGGGCGAAUUGAUGCUUUUUAACAUUUCUCAUAUAAUAAAUUACACAUAAAGUUGGUACACACUUAUGUAAGUGAAAUUCAUCUUAAUUGGUUGAUCCAAAAUAAUUGUAUUAUAUUUAAUACAAAACAUAAUUUUAUAAUAUAUUUACAUUAAUUUUUAAUUUGUGUUUGAGUACACAAUUAUAAAUUUUGAUAUAAAAUUUAACUUCAUCAUUAACUUUAUUAUAUAAAAUAAUAAAAAAUAAAUAUAAAAAGUUAAUAGUAUAAUGUAAUAAUUAGAGAUAAAAUAUUAAAAAUGACAUAAAAUAAAUAUAAAAAUAAUAAAUUUAUUGUGAUGUAAAUUUUGUAUUAUAUCAUUGUAAUUAAAUUUAGAUUAACUUUUACAAAUUUAAAUUAUUUUUGUUGCACACAAUUAAAAUAAUUUUUUUUAUAAAAGUGAACUAUAUUUUAAAAAUAAAUCACCAAUUUGGCUCCUAGUGUCAAAUUUGUGUAAGGAUAUAAUUUAUCCUAAUCUAUAAUAUCCCAAAAUUUCCCUUUUAAAAUUUGAUAAGAUUUAAUUGAGUAAUAAAAACAAACAGUUGGUGUUCAUAUUCAUAUUAUUAUUAUCAAAAACCAAAAAAGAAAGAAAGAAGAAAAAUCAAAGCCAAAAUUCACCAUCAUUCGUAUUUAUGUGGGGACCCUUUUGCGUGUUUGCUUCCGUAAUCUUCAUGGGGUGGCUGGAUUUUAUUUCUUAAAUGAAAGAAUAUAUAUAUAUAACAAGUCCAAUGUAGACUCUGUACUCUCUGCACUAUCCUUUUUUUUUUUUUGGACAUUAAUGGUGAUUAGACAGAGUCUAUCUUUUAAUAGCAGAAAGAAACCCCCUUUUGAGCUCUGAUUCUCAUUCAAUAUUCCAUUUGCUUUCAAAUUAGUUGUUGUUGUUGUUGUUAUUCAUCCAUGACUGAACAGAUGAAACAAGGUUCAAGGCACCAUUCGGAGAGAAGUUGGGCUGAAUUGUGUUGUUUCGAUUGGUCGUGCCUACAGCUCUUCUGGCCCAAAGUUGUGAUGAGGAAAUUGUUGAAUAUCAGUGAUAAGAAUUCAGAUUAUAGUGCCGAUCCUGAAGAAGAAGACGAUGAUGAUAACGAUUCCGAUUCCGAUAAUGAUUUUUCUCAACGUUCAAGGAAAUCAAGGUUUGGGAGAGAGAAUGAAGAAGAUGAUAGAAUGGAUGAUCCUAAUGAUACUCUUCCAAGGUUGCGAAGACGAAAAUCAGAAACAUUUAGAGCACAAUAUAUAAACUCAAAGGAACUCAGAAUAUGCGUUGCGACAUGGAAUGUAGGAGGAAAACUUCCCCCGGAAGACCUUGACAUUGAUGAAUGGAUAGGCAUCACCGAUCCAGCUGAUAUAUAUGUGCUCGGGCUUCAAGAGAUUGUGCCACUAAAUGCUGGAAAUAUCUUUGGUGCUGAAGACAAGCGCCCGGUUGCAAUGUGGGAAAAUAUUAUUCGAGAAACACUUAAUAGGAUUCGACCUACAACAAACAAGAUUAAAUCGUUCAGUGAUCCUCCAUCUCCUUCAAAGUUUAAGCCAUCUGAUGAUAUACCUGAUAUUGAAGAAGAGAUAUUAGUUGAUAGUGAUAGCGAUAGUGAUUUAAACGACGAACUCUAUGAUAUUGGUGAAGAAGUUCAUCCAUUAAUAAAUGAAGAAGCAUCAGAAGUGUUCUGUAACUGCAAGGAUGAUUUUGAUGUUGAAGCAACAGAUCAAAGCACAAGUGAGGAUGUGAUUUUGGAUGCUGAAAUGGUUGGCAAAGCAAAUCUAAGCAGGCAAUAUUCUUCUUCAAAGAGGUUGAAUCGACUUAAUUGUUUAAAAACUUACGAUGAUCUAUUAAUCGAACAAGGUCUAGCUAAUGUGAAGUUAAAAAAGAUGCUUAGUGGAACUGAAAGGAUUGGUUUAAGUUGGCCAGAGCCUCCAUUAAACUUGUUAUCACAACAUUUGUUAGAGAGACCAACUUCCUUUAAGCCAACUAAAUCAUUCAAACCAUCAAAAUCUUUUAGAACAUAUACUUCUUUCAAGUCAACAGAUGGAGCAUCAGAUCUAGCUUUGCUUGCAGAAAUUGAUCUCGAAUCUCUUAUGAAGCGAAAACGAAGAUCAUCGUUUGUAAGGAUAGUAAGUAAGCAGAUGGUUGGUAUUUUCCUUACCAUAUGGGUUCGUAGGAGCUUGCGAAGACACAUUCAGAAUGUCAAGGUGUCUACUGUUGGUGUUGGUGUUAUGGGUUACAUUGGUAACAAGGGAUCAGUUUCUGUGAGCAUGUCUAUUUAUCAGACAAUGUUUUGUUUCAUAUGCACUCAUUUGACAUCAGGUGAAAAAGAAGUAGACAAACUUAAAAGAAACACCGAUGUCCAAGAAAUACAUCGAAGAAGUCGUUUCCAUUCAGUUUCCUCUAUAGGCCUUCCCAAAAGCAUUCGGGACCACGAAAAAAUUAUUUGGUUAGGGGAUCUGAAUUACCGAAUCAAUUUGCCACAUGAAAAAGUAAGAGAAUUAAUUUCGAAGAAGAUGUGGGCUGAGUUGAUUGAAAGUGACCAGCUUGUUCGAGAGCUUAGAAAAGGUCGAGCAUUUGGUGGAUGGUCUGAGGGUGCUUUAAGAUUUCCACCAACUUAUAAAUACGAGAUCAAUUCUAACAAGUACAUUGGUGAUGAACCGAAAGCUGGGAGACGAACUCCAGCAUGGUGUGAUCGCAUUCUUUCUUAUGGUAAAGGAUUGAGGCAAUUGAGCUAUAGACGGGCAGAACUUAAACUUUCUGAUCAUCGCCCUGUGACAGCGACGUACUUGGUUGAAGUUGAGGUGUUUUCUUCUCGAAAGCUACAACGUGCCCUCACAUUUACUAAUGCAGAGAUUGAGAAUGAUGAUAUUGUAACAGACAUGGAUACUAAAGUUGGAAUGAGCAGUUUACAUUUGAUACAGCGAAUAAGACGAGCUCGAGCUUCUCCUAUCAACCUCGACACUUCUUCGUAUGUUUUCCCUUGAUCCAUGUCAAGCCUCCUCACCGAACAACAGGCGUACAUGAAGUAUCUAACUGGGAGCGUUAAUGGAAGCUAAACCUUAGAGAAAACAGAAAAGAGAGUUUGAUUAUUGAGAGUGAGAAUUUGUGAAAUUUUCUAAGAAAUAAUACCAAUUACUUAUUUAGUUCAUUCUUUUUCUUAUCAUUUUAUUUUUGUCACCAUUUCCACUACUACUAGUGUGUAUAUUUCAUUUACUAUUGUAAAUAAUUAGGGGGUCUAUUAAAUUACUCAGAGAUCUUAAUUAGAACAACAUUGUAGCAAUAUUGAGUUGUAUUUCUUGUGUGUAUAAAAUGUGUGAAGACAUAAUAAUACAAAAAUGUAUUUUAGUAAUUUAUUGUAAUACAACAUUACUUUCCCUUGA
This is a messenger RNA of Cannabis sativa, 5907 nucleotides long. RefSeq names its product type IV inositol polyphosphate 5-phosphatase 3. The transcript has 12 exons. The coding region runs from base 3451 to 5511 and encodes 686 amino acids. Lineage: Eukaryota; Viridiplantae; Streptophyta; Magnoliopsida; Rosales; Cannabaceae. The record is from RefSeq and is a predicted model, not a curated record. Gene Ontology annotation, biological process: phosphatidylinositol dephosphorylation. Gene Ontology annotation, molecular function: phosphatidylinositol-4,5-bisphosphate 5-phosphatase activity; phosphatidylinositol-3,4,5-trisphosphate 5-phosphatase activity; inositol-polyphosphate 5-phosphatase activity.